Molecule: messenger RNA, 1179 nt
Organism: Medicago truncatula (barrel medic)
Lineage: Eukaryota; Viridiplantae; Streptophyta; Magnoliopsida; Fabales; Fabaceae
Product: phosphopantothenoylcysteine decarboxylase
Exons: 3
Coding region: 230-871 (213 amino acids)
Biological process (GO): coenzyme A biosynthetic process
Cellular component (GO): phosphopantothenoylcysteine decarboxylase complex
Molecular function (GO): FMN binding; phosphopantothenoylcysteine decarboxylase activity
Source: RefSeq, a predicted model, not a curated record
AUAAAAAAAUAAAAAAGUCUUCCCUCUUAUAAUUUACAAAAGGAUUUGUUUUUCCUGGAGCGCAGAUCUCUGUGUUGCUUUGAAACAAAACACGACACACGAGACGGGAAGCAAGGGUUUUGAAGAUCUAAGAAUUCCUUUCGCUUUUGUUUGAGGUUUGUUUUAUGAGCAAGCUGAAACUCCUGUUUGAAUGGUGGAUAUUUAAGAUCUUUGUUGAAAUCUCUGAUUGAUGAUGGCCAGCCCAGAACCUGUGAGUUCAGUUGGAGAGAAUAUGUCAGUCAAUGCUGCUGCCCCCAGGAAGCCUCGGAUUUUACUCGCUACUAGUGGAAGUGUUGCUGCGGUUAAAUUUGCAAAUCUUUGUCAUUGUUUCUCUGAAUGGGCAGAAGUAAGAGCUGUUGCCACAAAAUCGUCUUUGCAUUUUAUUGAAAGAACAGCGAUUCCCAAAGAUGUGAUUUUGUAUACGGACGACGAUGAAUGGUCUAGUUGGAAGAAACUAGGCGAUAGUGUGCUUCACAUUGAGCUUCGCAAAUGGGCUGAUAUCAUGGUCAUUGCUCCAUUGUCAGCAAACACUCUUGGCAAGAUUGCUGGAGGAUUGUGUGACAAUCUACUCACAUGUAUCGUGCGAGCCUGGGACUACAGCAAGCCAUUCUUUGUUGCACCAGCCAUGAACACUUUUAUGUGGAACAAUCCUUUCACAGAGCGGCAUCUCAUCUCCAUUGACGAGCUUGGUAUUUCUCUCAUUCCACCUGUUACAAAGAGGUUAGCUUGUGGGGAUUAUGGCAAUGGUGCAAUGGCUGAACCUUCUACCAUUUACUCAACUGUAAGGCUCUUUUAUGAGUCAAAGGCUCAGCAAGGUAACGGCGAUGUUUAGUGACAUUAACCACUGUUCAAGUAUGAAUAUGGUUUACUAGGACUUCUCUUGACCCCUUGAUAAAUCGAUGCUAUUUUAUUGCUUAGUUGUUGUUAGAAUUCUGUGUUUCUCUUACAUUACGACAACUUUGAUCUUAGGUGGUGUGUAAUAGUGUAAAUGGAUGUGCUAUAUUCUCCUUUUAUGGCUCAGAGGGUGAGGUUUGUAUACACACCCUUUUGGAUAUUUGGUCGUGUAAAAUAUUUUCUUAUUGAAUUUUAGCAAACAUAUGAUUGUUUCCUUGUUUGUAGAAUGACCUCAAAUUACUUCAA